Messenger RNA from Polyodon spathula (Mississippi paddlefish), 8813 nucleotides. RefSeq names its product alpha-protein kinase 3-like. The transcript has 15 exons. The record is from RefSeq and is a predicted model, not a curated record. Gene Ontology annotation, molecular function: protein serine/threonine kinase activity; ATP binding. The coding region runs from base 485 to 5692 and encodes 1735 amino acids. Gene Ontology annotation, cellular component: nucleus. Gene Ontology annotation, biological process: cardiac muscle cell development; protein phosphorylation. NCBI's taxonomy places the organism in Eukaryota, Metazoa, Chordata, Actinopteri, Acipenseriformes, Polyodontidae.
UGAAUACAUCUGCAUACUGUAAUAUCUUGAAGAUUGUCUAAUCGUUUUGAGAUUCAUUUUCCAUGUGUCCCAGUGAAUUAGGGGCAGUGAGACCUCCUUUCAUGUAGAUCACAGGUCCCUGUAUCACUGCUUCCAAGUUUAUCGGGGGGUUUGCCUGCUGUAGACCAGUGUCCGAAGAGAAGUUUUGGAAAAUGUGAUGUGCACUUGUGCCUAUUUGUAGGCCUGCUAUAAAUAGCCUGUCAGCCAGCGCGUGUUCAUGUUUGGCUGACAAUUGCAGUGCUUUGCGCUGGGACCGCAGGCAAUUUUCAAAAGGACAUUAAGAAAGAAAUGCUGCUGUACGUAUAGGGAGAGAUACCAUCUGGUUUACCUGAAGCUUGCUGACAAACUAAAUUAAGUUUCGUCGAGUCUGAAGACCUACAAUUUAUCAGAGAACUCCCUCUUCCUGUGUUUGUUUUAUUUUAUCUGGAUAAGCUAGCAAGGGAAAAUGGGUUCCAGGAGAUCAAUCACUCGAGCUUACUCUGCAAACGGAAGAUAUUCUUCCAACAACUCCAGCACUGAAAAUGGGGAAGAGACACCUCUGCCCAGCUCUCGCCCAGACAGCCGCAAUUACCUGCUCAACGUGAGACCUGAAAACAGCUAUUCACGUCACAGGUACUCAUACUACAAGCCAAGGAGCACUUUCUGCAGUGUUAUAGCCCAACUGACUGAGGAAACCCAGCCAACCUUUGAGACCACUGUGAAAUCCAAGGCAGUGUCCGAGGACUGUAAUGUCAAGUUCUCCUGUGUGGUGUCAGGUUACCCAGAGCCUGAACUAACUUGGUAUAAAGAUGACAUGGAGAUGGACCGAUAUUGUGGCCUUCCCAAAUAUGAAAUUUUCCGCAACGGAAAAACUCAUUCUCUUCACAUUUACAACUGCACAGAGGAUGAUGCUGCCAUCUAUCAGGUAUCAGCCAGAAACAGCAAAGGCAUAGUCUCCUGUUCUGGUGUUUUAGAGGUGGGCACCAUGAGUGAAUUCAAAAUACAUCAGAGGUGGUUUGCGAAACUUAAACAAAAAGCUCAGAAGAAAAAGAAGGAGCUGGAGGAGAGUCGGAAGAAGGGCAGAGAGAACCUCCAGGAGAUCAAGGACCAGCUGAGAAUGGUGAGCCCGGAAAGAGCUCCGAGGAAACGGAGAUCAACCGCGGAAGGUACCAUGCAGUCUCCCGUAUCGCUGCCCGAGAGGGAGGACAUGGUGAAAGUGCAUAUUCAGGAUGCAGAGGCCAGGCUACGGGAAGGUACUGCUGAUGGAAAGGAGCAGGCAGCGUCAGGAGCUGAGAUGCCCAAUGGCUUUUCAACAAGUCCUAACGAGACGGGGAAUGCUGAGAAAAGCCCAAUGGAGAAUGGCAAUCAGUUCCUCACGUACAUCUACGAAACAGUGGAAAUAAUCACCAAAAGGCCACCAAACAAAGAAUUUCUUGCCAAAAAGAAGAUAAAGGUGUCUAACGGAAUAGAUGGAGGGGAGCUGAGUGAUGAUGUAGGACAGGGCAGAGUUGAUCAUGAAAAUGAGAACGAUGGAGGUAUGAGUUUGUCACAGUAUUUGUCGCAAUCCCUAAACUCCAAAAUGUCUGAAGAUCCUUUAAAAUCUUCAGCGUCUGAGGAUUUUAUGGAGAUUGACACGGGCUAUGCAAAUUCAACAGUAGAGCCAGAGGGGGUCAAACAACAAUGGCCUGCAACUCAGCUUCACAAUAAUUCUGAAGCAAGGCAAGAGGCUGGGUCAAUGGAGCGCAAGGAGCCAGAACCUCCUAACCCACCGCCUCCCGCUAGCCCGGUAUACUUUUCUUUAAGAGACAUCUUCUUUGCAAACCAAAAUCAGACUGAAGAUCAGCUGUUGGAAGUCCCAGAGAAGCCAGAGCCUGAAGACAUAAAGGCAGAAGAAGAGAAACCAAAGGUUCCUCAGUUAUCAAUCCCUUCGGUUGCUUUAGGCUGGGAUCAGAAACCAGACGAGAAAAAGGAAUACAAACUGCCAGAUGUGGGCUCAUCUGAAACACAUGACAAACCACCGAUUGUGGAUAUGCAUUCAGACCCCCAAUCUUUAGGUGAACUGGAAAUUGCAGAAUCUCCUCUCCAGGUACAAAAAUCUACUGUAGCCAAAGAAAACUUGAGUAUGAAUAGUCCUUCUAAACUAGCCGUUAAAAUAUCUGAUAUGCAGGGAGUGGAGAUGCCAUGUGGAAAGGAGGCGCUGAUGUCUUAUCCUAUGGAAGAACCAGAAACUUCACAACCAUCUAUAGAGGAAGUCUCUGAAAGUAAACAGAAAGAACCUAUGCAAGACCAGCCAGCCCUGCUGGCACUACUGAGUGAGGUUGCGGAUGAGCAAAGGGAAACUCAUUUAAAGGAAACCCAUAUUACUGAGGAUGUGGUCAACACUUCACAGUUAAAUGUAAACGUGCCCUCUUUAAUUUCUACUGAAGAAACAACUGCAUGUGUCAAAGAGUUUAUGACAGAGUCCUCUGUCUUGAACAUUCAUGGAGACCAACGGUCCAAUUUUAUGGGCCAAACUGAGCAAAACAUGGAGACUGAAACACAAAAAGGGAUCCCGGAAACCACUGCUAACGUUGUUGCGGCUUCCGAAUGUGCCAAACCCACAGGAAUCUUGGAUAACAGCCAUGCCUUAGCAGGGAUGGAUCUACAGCAAAAUGAUGUUAAGGACUAUAUGGCUGAAGUGUUGGAUGCAGUCAAGGAAAGUGGAAUAUGUGCCUUAGAUAAACAAGGUGACACUGAUCCCCUGGUGGAAGAAACUGCUGUUAGGGUUGAGAUAGUUGCAAUUCCAGAGGAUACCGUUCGUGGAAAAGAAAGUGAGGUAAUGGAUCUGCAUAAGAAAUACAAAACUGUUCCUCAGGAACCUAUUGUGCCUCUAGAAUUAAAAAAUCCAGCUAUAGCGAUACGGGAGGUAGAACAAGAAAGUGUUCCAAAGGCAACAAAUCUGCAAGAACUAGAGUUACCAGUGGAAUUGGUCCUAGAACGAGACAUCAAAGGAGUCCCGGAAGUGCCAGUAAUAGUUACUCAUGAUCAUAUCGAUUCACACACUAGAGUUGAAGCAGUCGGAGAGGACAGUCUUGUGCCACAAGCUGAGGUGGAAAAGAAAGAGCAAGUAGCAAGGGUACAGAAUAUGAGAUCACAAGAGAAUGAUCAAAUGAUGGACAAUAUGUCAGGCUUACAGAUGGACAUCAGCAACGAGGCAGAUAUAUUCCCAAGUGCAGGUGUAUCCUGUGAUGCCAGCAAGAGCCUUCCGAAGCAUGAUUGCAGUGCACAGAACAACACACCCUCUGCUUCACAGACUCCAGCAGCAGUCCCUUCUGUUUUGGUACCUGCUGUUGUAGUACCUCCUAGUGUUGUACCUCCUAUUUCCAUCGCAUGCUUUGAUGAUGCCUCGCAGGAAGACAAGCAUGCUAAGAGAGAAGUAAUAUCUGUUCCUGCAGCAGGUGGGGCUGUUGUUGAACAGGAUGAAUCCUUAAUUGCACUGCUACGUCAUGUUAAGAAUGAUCUUGAUGCUGGGAUAAGAUACAGUACUAAAAAGGAAUCUGACAGCAAAGAAGCUCCCCUUCCUAUUGUGGCCAGUACAGAUACAGAUGCUGCAUUAAGUACCAGUGAGCAACCAGAAAGCAAGGCGGUACUGACUGCUUUGGGAACACCGAAUCGUGUAUCAAGUACCGCUAUCUCCGUUCCCUCAAAGUCCGAAGAACAGACCACUCAAGGUGUUGGUUUGUCUGAUAAGCCUUCAGUGGAAAAUGUUUUGCUCAGAAGCAUGGUAAGUCCAAUCCUAAGCCCUUCAACUUUAAGAAGGUUUGCAACAAAGAGUCCCUCAAAUGCAGAAGAGCCAGGACUUGCUACAGUUCCAACAAUCAGAGUGGACAGCCUAUUGCUUGAAGACGCUGCCCACUACAAGAGAGCAGAUGAGCAGCCAGAGAAGAAAGACAGCCUACCGACUGUCCAGUCUGGUGAGAGCAGCCCCAAACUGAGGCACAGUGAAAGCCUGACUCUCAUCCCAUCUGCCACGCCAGAGGAACUGGCCUCCGGGGCUCGACGGAAGAUCUUUAUUCCUAAACCCAAAACAGAAGAACUUGAGGCAGCAGUCCCAGAUCCACAGCCGAAGAAGGAGGAGGUGUCCAAGAGAAGGCGGCUUUCACAAGAUCUUGAGGUGCCCAGUAUGUCUCCUGGGCAGUCCAGGAGGGGAUUGGCCUUUUUGCAGACUCCUAGCCCCCAGAAUACUCCACCGAUUGAGAGGCGCUCCCCGACCAUCAGCAGGCGGACGUCCAAUCUGGAAGUGCCCAAGCUGUAUGAAGAAUCGGUGGAUAAGAGUGAAACGGCUAAGGAAGUACAACCUGAAGUUAAAGUAGAGGACGUUAAGAAGAAACAAGAUCCAUUUAAAGCUCCCCAGGUGAUCCGAAAGAUCCGUGCGGAGCAGUUCUCUGAUGCUUCAGGACACUUGAAACUCUGGUGCCAGUUCUUCAACGUACUAAGUGACUCAACCAUAACAUGGUACAAAGAUGAAUAUCAGAUUGCUGAACUGAAGAGAAGCUCCGGAGAUGAAGGUCAAGUGGCUCUUGCCAUUGUGCAGACGACUAAGAAGGACUGUGGGGUGUAUAAAUGUGAAAUAAACAAUGACUAUGGAACUGAUGCUACAGAUUGUCUACUUAGUGAAGAAGUUUUGUCCGGGUUCCUUUUACGAGAAGAAUCGGAAGUUGGAGAGGAGAUUGAAAUGACCACCAUGGUGUUCACAAAGGGACUGGCUGAUUCUGGGUCCUCGGGAGACAAGUUCUUCGGAAGGAUCAUGACAGAGGAAGUUCACGUUGGAGAAGGGUGCACAAAGAAAGCAAGCAAGGUGAAGGUUAUCUAUGGAUUGGACCCGAUAUUUGAGUCAGGCAGCACCUGCAUCAUUAAAGUGCGAAACUCCAUUGCGUAUGGGACCAAAAAUGGAAGUGAUCUAAUUGAGAGAAACCAUGAAAUUACAAAACAGGAGUGCAAAAUCCAAAACACUGCUAGAGAGUACUGUAAAAUAUUCGCUGCAGAGGCAAGGGUAGUGGCAAACUUUGGCCCAACUCCUGAGAUUAUUCCACUGCACCUCAUCUAUCGGCCUGCCAACCCCAUCCCAUAUGCAACAGUGGAGGAAGACUUGAAAGGAUGCUUUGAGAGGUUCUGCAUUAAGGACAGAAGCGGAAGAUUGAUUAUGAGGAAUGUUACAGACACUGAACAGAAAUGCAGUGCUUUCCAACACUGGAUUUACCAGUGGACAAAUGGAAACUUACUGGUCACUGACAUGGAAGGUGUUGGGAUGAAGAUCACAAAUGUCGGGAUUGCAACAAAAUCAAAAGGGUAUCAGGGUCUAACGGACAACUGUUCACCAGUGCUGGUGGAGCAAUUCACUGCACUCCAUCAAUGCAAUCGCUAUUGUGGGCUGCUCAGCCUGCGGUCCCUGAAGACCAUGGAUACUCUACAGCAACCAGGGAAACUCAAGGGCUCCAGGAGCCCGCUGUUGAACAGGAAAGUUGGAUCGGGGCCAUCGAGCCCGCAGAUGUUGAAAAAGGGAUCGGCGAGCCCUCAGGGCACAAGGAAGGGCACGUCCAGCCCCAAGGUGGUUAAAAAGUCAGAUUCAGGAGACAGCAAGACGACAACGAAACAUAAAGCUGUGGAAAUCCCCAAAUCUGUCAAGAUGAGGUAAUCCAAAUUCAGACAACAAACACACCAUCUUGGAAACAUUCUUCCCAGUGAUUCAGUUGGAUUGUAGAGUGGCACUGCAGUGUCAAACCCCAGACUCUGUCGUUUUUUUUUUUUUUUUUUUUAAAGCCUUGAGUUGUUCCUGAGCAAGUUGUGAACUUCUCUGUAAGAACUGUGUGACCCAUCAUUGAACUUGUGAAAGAUGUACAAAAUAAUAAUAGUUAUUGCUCAUUGUUAGAGAAUGUGUAAUGCAGCAAGAGUUAAAAAAAAAAAAAAAAAAGUUCAAGUUUUGUCUUUUGACAUCUCGUGGUUGAAAUGUGGUGAAGACUGUAAAUAUGAAAAUGUAAUGAGCAAUUAUCUUGAUUUUUAAAGCAAUGAGAAAAUGGAAACGGAUUUUAACCCCCUCCCUGCCGUAUUACUAUAUAUAAUGUAUAAUCUUGCAAAUGCUGGUUUAUCUGCCUUGACUUUUUUGCAGCAUAGUCGUUAUUCAUAUUGCAUUCAGUCAUGACGCGGGGUCUUAAAAUCAAGUUACCAGGUCUCUCAGAAUUGACAGGACUGACUACAGUCUUUAACUAGAAGAAAUACAUGUUACCAAAAAUGACAAAGAUAUGAUAAUAUUGUCAAUCAGACCUUCAACUACAAGUUAGAAGUGGUAUCUCAAAAAAAUAAAAAAAUAAAAAAAAAACAUCUUAUGUGCGCAAUGGGCUUUGGGAUGCCAGUUAUUUGAACUUUAACCCUGGUGGAAGUAUUAUGGUAACCCUAAGUGAAAGGUUGGUUUCUAUUGCAGACCAUGCACUGGCUGGGUUUUCAUUUAGACAGAGAGCGGAAGGUGUAUUUUGAGGUUUAGCUGUUUGUACAUGUGUUUGGUGGAAUGAAUCUAGGCCAACUGGCUGAUAAACUGCAGUCCAAGGAUGUUAACCACUGGGGGUUCAUCUGAAGUGUGGUGAUCUUUAGUCCUGUGACCUUCAAAGACAUCCUUAGUCUAAGUCUGUAGACUGAAAGACGUUAAACAGAUCUGCAAUGACAGUACGUAACCUUUGUGCAUGGCCGUAGCUAGCUAUUAGGUCACCGAAGUCCAGACCUUGGUUAAAGUUUUAGCUUAAAAUAAAAAAAGGUGUUUAAAUAUUAAUUGAUUUACUAUUUUGAAAUAUAUAAACUCUGGUAAAUUUAAUGAAACGAUUAACGUGCACAUAUAAACAAAAUCUGCUGCUACCGGGAGGGGAAAUGUGUUCAGGGUUCAACGUGCAAGGAAGUAUGCUGUGCCACUGUGUGAGGCGCCAGCCAUGCCAAUCAUCCUGUGAAAAAAAACGAUCAGCCAGUGUUGCCAGAUCAGAGGUUUUCCCUCCAGAUCCAGAGUUUUCACAUUUCUGCUCAGGGCAACCUGGAGGUAAGAAAUGGGCAGAGGUUUUUUUGAAAGGUACAUUUUUAAUUUUAGACGAUUUUCCAAAGUUUUUUUUUCUGUCUGAAAACAUUUUGUUCCCUAAGAUUUAUUCAGAAUAUACCUUUCUUCAUUAAGGUGGCAGAUGCGCUGUGACAUCAUGCCUGCUGGCAGCUGCAACCUCUGAUUUUUUUUUUAUAGAGUUUCUCCAGACAUUCGAUUUACUUUGACCAUCCAUAUAAGAUCACUUCAUGUACAGCACGCAUUUGGGCUGCUAGGCACACAUGGCGUCUGUGCUGUAUAGAAUUUGAGUGAGAGGCACAGGUGGAGGCCUAAUGCUUGUUGGAGAGGAAAUAAAUUUAGUUGUUAGAGCAGUGUUUAAGUGUUGAGCCAGUCAAUUUAGAUAUAUUCUAGAAAAUGAAGAAAUAACUUCUUAGGGUUUAAGAAUUAUACAAAUACAGUGCAUUCCAAUGAAUUGCAUACAUGAUAAUUGCAUAUUGCUGUUAACUUUUAAAAAAAGUGAAGCACUUUUCCUAUGAAAAUGCACAUGCAGUAGAUUCCUGUGAAAUGCAUGUCCCAUGUGACUAACAGUUUUAUGCAUUUAACCAGAGUAAGGUGCAUACAUUUUCAAAAGAAAUGUACUUCACAGUUGUAUGCAAUCAUAUGGUAUACAAUUACAUGUAUUAAACUCUAUAUGUUACUGAUAAUUGCAAAUGCUGGUUAAUUACAUAAAAACUUUUAGGCACCUGGGCUAUGCAAGUAACAGGAAUCUACUAUAAUAUGACUUAAUAUGAUGUGCUGCUGGAAUUAUUUAAAGUUGGAUUUCAGUGUCUCUUAAUAAAUUCAGUAUGUAUUGAACUUUUCACCAGCGUAAUUGUUUGUGUUUACAAUUAGAAAAACAGGAACUUGAGCACUCGUACUAAAUUUUUUUUUUCCUAGAGGUAUUCGGGCCAAUUCUAAAGGUUUUCUUGCAAUCAUCUAGAGGUUAUUUUGAGGAGGAUCUGGCACUGCGAUCAGAGUCGGUGUGGUUGGUGUAUAUAAAUUAAUUCAGAUACAAUAGUAUCUUUUAAAAUCUUAAAUUUUGUUCUUUUGAUUUCUUAUAGUAAUAUAGAUCAGGCUCAUGUUAUCACCCAAUUUUACAUUUUCGCUGGAGGAUGAAAGUGAAGUUAAUAAGAGCAUGGUGAAUAUUUGUAUUAGUGUGACAGCAGAGUCAAUAAGUAAAAGCCAACCCUGGUUUUAUAGUGCGAUCUGGUUGGACACAGGAGAUAUCACAGGAAAGAUAAUCCCAGGGUGCACCGCUACAGAACAGAAGAAUCCGGUUUUGCAGCCCACAAGCCCCUGUUUGAACUUGACACAGAAAUUCAGAGAUGUUAGCAGUGAAUUAGCUGGUGGACGGUGUCCUUGGAGGAAAUUCUCACCAACAUGUUCUUAAUGGAAACAGCACCCCAGCUCAUCCACUUCUGUAUCCAACAAUGGAUGAUGAUGCCAGCUUAUGUGCAACUACUGACUUACAAGACACAGGACUUCUCAUUAUAGACAAGUGACUUACCCCUCAAUGAAUAUGAGGGAGGAUGCAGUAUAUUUAGUGCAGCAGUCCCCAAGUCUGUGAGAUUGUGAAUCAUUUAUUUUUGAACGGUGCUCUGUGUUAAGGCAACGCUUGCACUUAAGUUUUGAAGCAUGUGCACUGCAGAGGGAAAUGCAUUGUUAUUUUACAGAGUGGAAUCAAUAAAUGUUACUGUAUCAAGAA